This is a messenger RNA of Molossus molossus (Pallas's mastiff bat), 1015 nucleotides long. RefSeq names its product cell division cycle associated 3 (gene CDCA3). The record is from RefSeq and is a predicted model, not a curated record. NCBI's taxonomy places the organism in Eukaryota, Metazoa, Chordata, Mammalia, Chiroptera, Molossidae. The transcript is spliced from 7 exons. The coding region runs from base 121 to 999 and encodes 292 amino acids.
UUGAAACUCAGCUUCGGGAGUCGAAGCUCCAGCUGCUGUGCACCAAAGGUGGAGUUGGGGCCCGGCAUCCCCUCCUCGCUCCGGGCCGGGCCCUGCCCCACCCUCUUCCUCCCGGUUGAGAUGGGCUCAGCCAAGAGCAUACCAGUCACUCCAGCGCGGCCUCCGCCGCACAACAAGCUUCUGUCUCGAGUGGCGGACCCGCGUUCACCUAGUGCCGGCAUCGUGCGCACUCCCAUCCAGGUGGAGAGCUCUCCACAGCCACACCUAGCAGCAGAGGAACAGCUGCAGGAUCCUAAUCAGGCCCAGGAUUCAGAUCCCCGCUCUCCUACCCUUGGCAUUACACGGACACCUAUGAAGACCAGCAACGGAGAACUCGCAUCCCCACUGGAGAAACAGCUGAGUGAAGUAUUUGAGACCGAAGCCCCCAAAUCAAAUCUUCCCCCAGAGUCUGCUCUGCCCCUAGAGGCACUUUCAUCUUCUGAGUUGGACUUGCCUCUGGGUACCCAGUUUUCCCUUGAGGACCAGAUGCCACAUGGGAGCCAGACUGAGCUCCCCUCAAAGCAGGUGUCUUCUGAGGAAGAAACAGGACAGCCCUCAGAAACCCUUAUGGCCAGCCAGGGCUCAGACAAGCCCAUGAGAGACCCCGAGACGCCCAGAUCUUCAGGUUCUAAGUGCAAUAGACGGAAACCAAAAGGCAAGGUACUAGGGAGAUCUCCCCUCACCAUCCUGCAGGAUGACAACUCCCCUGGGACUCUGACACCACGACAGGGUAAGAGGCCUUCUCCUCUGAGUGAAAAUGUUAGAGAACUAAAAGAAGGAGCCAUUCUGGGAACUGGACGACUUCUGAGAACUGGAGGACAAGCGUGGGAGCAAGGCCAAGACUGUGACAAGGAAAAUCAACACUUUGCCUUGGUGCUUUGGAGAGCAAAAAAGACGGUAGAAAAAAGAGAAAGCAUGAAGGAGAAGGGGGCCAGGACCCUGGUGGUGCCAGAGCCAUAGUCACGAGGCCGAGCAC